CCGCCCUUUUUGCUUUCACUUUUGGUCUACGUAUUCGUCGCUUGUGGAAUUUUAAAAAAAGAAGAAGUAUUACAAUAUUAUUGUACACCUAUUUCUUGAUCAAUGGGUUUUUGGUAAACCGGUGCUAGUAGAUAGUGAAGUUGGGUCAGAGGGGAUUUCUGUUUAAAUGCGUCAGCGGGUACUUCCCCGAAGCGGGUCUUGGCGCGUCAUGCUUUGCUCUUAUAUACAUAGUUCAAAUUCUUCUCUUCUGGUUGUUACUUUGAUGUCGACGGCAUGAGUUUUCAGGCAUUCCAUGUCGACAAAAGAUCAACUGUCAACCACUGCAUCCGUCCGCAUUGCCGUUAAAGACACUGGAUCACCAGCCUCUGCACUUCUCUUAACAAAAAAAACGAUGGCUCUUCCGGACCAAUUUCAACUUCAAGCCAUUCAACAAACCGCCGAGGCUCUGGACGGCCGUGAACGCAGCAGGCUCUUCUACCUGUGUGGCGUCACAGACGUGGACAACACAGCGGGGUGCGUGGAGGACGUGCUGAAGUCCAGGGUGAUCCGCCACCAGGGGGAGGACCAGUUCCUCCCAGAGCUGUUGCUGCAGUUGGGACGUUUUGAUAUCUUGAAGGAGGUGUAUAAAACCAGCAGGGACGAAGUGGAGAAGGCUUUGACUCACAGGAGGGUUCUGCCAAGUUUCAAAGUGUUGAUGGCUAACAUAAAUGAGGAUAUGGCCAAAGAAGAUCUGAACAGUGUGAAAUUCCUGUUGGGCCAAACGUUGUCCCGUGAGAAGAUGGAAAAUGCACAGAGUUUCCUUGAUGUGAUCAUUGAGCUUGAGAAGCUGGACAUAGUUUCACCUGGAAGAGUCGACUUGGUUGAAGAAUGUUUGAGAAAUAUUGGGAGGGUCGACCUUGCCAAAAAAGUGACUGCAUACAAGAUGUCGGCUGUGCCAUCUGAAGGGCAUUCGUCUCCACAGCAGAGACACAGAGCUCCCUGUCCUUCCCCCACUCCAAAUUGUUCCCCUUGUCUACAGCAAACGUUACGAGCACACCCCAUCCACAUAGCCACAGAAAACUUAACGGCGCCUGUCUACAGUGAGCAGAGUCAAAUGGAGUUCUACAAAUGUAACACUAAUCCCAGAGGAGUUUGUGUUAUCAUAGACUGCGUGGGAAAUGAUGGAGACUCGCUGAAACAGACAUUCACGGCUCUUCACUUCAACGUGGUCCUGCACAAAUGGCUGAGUGCAGCCGACGCUCUCUCGGUUCUCGGAGAGGUAUUCAGACGGAGGGAGAACCUCGCAGGCGACUGCUUCGUCUGCUGCAUCAUCAGCCGCGGUACGGGCAACCAUCUCCUGGGUACGGACUCCUACGGCGCAGGUCUGCAUCUGGACGACGUCAGGCGCCUCUUCAAUGCAGAUGCAUGUCCCGUGCUGGCCGGUAAGCCCAAGCUCUUCCUCAUCCAGAGGUACGACAUCCUUGAGAUUCCGCCCCGUGCCGGCACGCAGCACCGGGAUGAGGAUCUGGAGACGGACGGGUGCUUCGGACUGUCCAGGUGCGAUUUGGUCCCGACGGAUGCAGAUGUGUUCUGGAGCCACUGCUGGACGGGUGAACAGCAACUGGUGCGGGGAGACCAUCGCUCUGUUUACCUGCAGGUCCUGAGAGACGCUCUGCACAAAGGUCAAAGGAGGAAAACGCACCUUGUGGAUGUUCAUACCGAGGUGAAUGCGGCCAUCUUUGAACAUAACAGGAGGAAUCCUGGAGCAACUUACCACAUCGAGCUGAAACAUACUUUAAGGAAAGAGCUUUACUUACAAUAGUGUAUUCAUCACUAUGAUAUAACGCUUAAUCACCAUCAGCGACAUAUUUACAUAUACCAUAUUACUUGCCUGUGAAGAACAUACAUAUAUUUUUUUUUACUGUGCAUGCAGUGACACCUGCUGGUUGUAGAAACCUUAAACACUUUUGCAGCUUGUUUUGAUAUAUAUUUAUUUCAUGUUUGAAAGUAACUUUUUUCAAUAUGUUUCAUAACAAAUAUACAGGCUAGACAAAUACUCAUCACCCAUCUAACCCAAAUGGCAGAACACCCAAUCAGAGCCUCGCAAUAGAUUAAUGCAAGACAAAAAAGAAGAUUAAUACAAGAGACUAUACAGACUCUGUAUAUUUUAAUCAUACACAAUGGUCAUCUCAUCAAAUGUAAUUGAUUUAUUUUUUUUAAGCAUUAAUCUGAAUUGCCUUUGAAAUGCCUCUUCCAGUGCAGCUUAAACGAGGUUGUAGUACCUCUUAGUAUUUAAUUAUUGUUAUUAUACUUAUAAGUAAGUAAUGUAAUGUGAAUUGGUUAAAUUAAGUACAUCUAUUGCUCUACUAUUAUUGUUAUACCUGUUUUUUUUAAUUUUCUAUAUUUUCUUAACUUUGAAUGGAUUGUCUUCAUUUUGUUACUUAUUUGCUACCAAAACCGAAGGAUUUAUAAUGUGCAUUCUGAGUUUGACUUUGAUCUUUGUUCUUUUGUUUGAAAUAUUUAUAUUUCAUACCAAUAUUGAUGUUGGCUAAAUUGUAAUAAAGUUACUGGAAAUAAAUAACUAAUACGUUUGAG
This is a messenger RNA of Gasterosteus aculeatus aculeatus (three-spined stickleback), 2574 nucleotides long. RefSeq names its product CASP8 and FADD-like apoptosis regulator (gene cflar). Gene Ontology annotation, molecular function: cysteine-type endopeptidase activity; protein binding. The record is from RefSeq and is marked provisional. Gene Ontology annotation, biological process: proteolysis; regulation of apoptotic process. Lineage: Eukaryota; Metazoa; Chordata; Actinopteri; Perciformes; Gasterosteidae.